Molecule: messenger RNA, 1833 nt
Organism: Haliotis rufescens (red abalone)
Lineage: Eukaryota; Metazoa; Mollusca; Gastropoda; Lepetellida; Haliotidae
Product: L-galactose dehydrogenase-like
Exons: 11
Coding region: 479-1528 (349 amino acids)
Cellular component (GO): cytosol
Molecular function (GO): L-galactose dehydrogenase activity
Source: RefSeq, a predicted model, not a curated record
CGGCAAUAUUUAUCGUAAAUAAUAACAACAAAAAGUCGUGGUAAAUAAACGGGACACGCGAUUCACAUGGAUGGCUGCGUGGCACGUGGCACUAUUAUUGUGGCAACUAGCCAGUGAACUGCCCCACAUCUCGGCUACACGCAUCACCAGCGUCGGCAACAGCUGCUCAGCAAAUAUAUACAGCUGAUAGAGUCGCUGUAGCUGUCGUCAAACAGUGUCGCCUCACAAUCUCACGACCUGAGUCGGUUUUAUCAUACUGACCUCGGUCGAAAUAGAUUACUGACAGCUUAUCGUCCACCUCACUGCAAAGAUGUAUUAUGAAUGCUCAGCGAGUGUGUGCGUGUUUCUGUGAAGGUUAUUCUGGACCUUGCGUUAUCGGUAUCAUUCCAAAUCACAGUGUGCUGUCUUGUCAAGGACAGUUAGUGUUCAACGAGUUUGCAAGCAUCUCUGUUUGAAGUUUCGAGGAACAAGUUCCAAUAUGCUCCGGAAACGUCCUGUAACAUUCGUCCCCGGCUUUCAUGAUGAAGAGCUUUGUUCCAAAAUGCGCUACAAUUCCUUUGGGGAUACAGGACUUGCGGUAUCAGUACUAAGUUUUGGUGCGUCGUCCUUAGGCAGCGUCUUCCGCUCCACCACAGAGGAGGAGUCUAUCGAGGUGGUUCACCAGGCACUGAGGAGCGGCAUCAAUGUCAUCGACGUGGCGCCCUGGUACGGCCAUGGCAAGGCGGAAACCGUGUUGGGGAAGGCCCUGAAGGGAGUCCCAAGGGAAGCGUACUACCUCACAACCAAGGUGGCUCGCUACCUGCCUGAGGCGGACAAGAUGUUCGACUUCAGUGCGGAUCGAACCUUACGGAGUGUAGAUGAAAGUCUCGCUAGACUCGGUGUAGACUACAUCGACAUUAUACAGGUCCAUGACAUGGAGUUUGCUGACAGCCUGGAUGUUGUGAUCAAUGAAACUCUUCCAGCGUUACAGAAAGUGAAGGAUGCCGGGAAGGCUAAGCUGAUUGGUAUUACUGGAUAUCCGCUGGAAAACUUCAGGACAGUGCUUGAGAAGAGUACAGUGGAGAUAGACAGUAUAUUGACCUACUGCCGGGGAUCUAUGAAUGAUAACUCACUGGCAGAAUAUAUACCAUACUUCGAGUCUAAAGGUGUCGGGAUAAUGAAUGCGUCACCGAUAAGUAUGGGUCUGUUGUCGGACCGUGGCGCCCCAUCCUGGCACCCCGCCUCCCAGGACAUCAAGGACACAUGUGCUGCAGCAGCUGCUUACUGCAAGGAGAGGGGAGUGGACAUAUCCCGUCUUGCCAUGGACUUCACCUUGUCACAGCCAGAAUACCACUCAACUCUGGUCAGCACUGCAAGUUUGAAAAACUUACAGAAGAACAUUGACUCAGUGUACACGCCUCUUACUGAGCUGGAGAGGAAGACACAGAAGGAAGUGAUGGAGAAGUUCAUGAAGCCGCUGAACAACAAGAACUGGGAGGGCGUGGAGGUUGCGGAGUACCGGGCAUCUUUGAAAAGCCAAGAUGGCUGAACCAUGAGGUUUCAUAUUUUGUGAGUAUGAAUCGCAUGUUUGGGCAUCAUCAUUCAAGUGCAAAAUUCCAACUGAAAAGCUUGAAAAUAAAGAAAAAUAGUGCAUUGAUUGAUGAAAGGGCAAAUUUACGGACUUUUCGGCAAUUCCGCGUUGUCAUAUAUUCUGGGAAUCAUUCUGCAGAAUUUGUCUAGGACUGGUAUAGGUACCAUACUUUGAGUUUUUUUUACCUGAUGGCCAUUGUUUUUUGUACCUCAGACAGUAUUGUUUGAAACAUUAUUUGAUUGGAAAUAAAUGUGUGGAUCCUU